Cyclocybe aegerita is the source of this 1671-nucleotide messenger RNA. The record is from the annotation of a GenBank genome assembly. Lineage: Eukaryota; Fungi; Basidiomycota; Agaricomycetes; Agaricales; Hemipholiotaceae.
AUGGCCAACAACCCUCCAAUACCUCCUCCGUUAAUCAGCGUGCCCCGGAUUACAACUCUCAUUGCGUCGUUGGUCGUAGCUUUGAGUUCGGGGACGAACUAUGUCUAUUCAGCGUAUGCUCCACAGCUUGGUGCUAGGCUGGGUAUAUCGCACACUAAGCUGAACGUGGUCGGUUUGGCAGGAAAUGUGGGAGUGUACAGCAGUGGCCCAAUAUGGGGAAGGAUCGUCGACACGAGAGGUCCUCGUAUCCUGCUUGCUUUUGCGUUCGUUUUCCUGCUGGGAGGAUACUCUGGGAUGCGACAUCUCUACGAGCAAGGUCUUCCAAAAGGGAUCAUGACCUUGUCAACGACUGCAUUUGUAGCUUUGGCUACUUUCAGCUUUCUGACCGGUGCUGGAGGAAAUGGGGGUCUGACGAGUGCCGUCAAUUCGACCGCGAAGACGUUUCCUGACAAGGCGAGGGCAUCCACUACCGGCCUGGUCAUAUCUGGCUUUGGACUUUCGGCUUUUUUCUUCUCCACCAUCUCCCGUAUGUUUUUCGCGGGCAAUACAUCCUUUUUCCUUCUUGUCCUCGCGGUUGGCACGUCAUUUCCUAUGAUCAUGGGGUUUUUCCUCGUCCGUCCUAUCCCGCUACCCGCCCAAGAAGGCUACGACAUUGUAGAAGACGCUGAAGCUGCCGAAGAAGAGUAUGACGCGCGGACAACAGGCCUGGCACAACCCAACGCGAGUGUCGCCCAUCUCCUUGAUCACGACUUCAUCGAGCCACGUCACCCGCACUAUGUCCACCAUGUAGACUAUGCACAAGAUGAGGACAGCGGACAGGCACCGGUUCCAGCCGAGCGUCCUCGGAGUUUGAGUCGUGGUUCUGCAAUGGCCGCCGGUAUUCUUCCAAAUGUCUAUGGUAAGAAGCUCUGGAGGAGUGGUGAUUUUUGGUUGCUCUGUAGCAUCCUUUCGAUGUUAAGUGGCACGGGCCUAAUGUAUAUCAACAAUGUCGGAUCGAUGUCCCAAGCUCUAUAUGCCCACAAAGAGCCUCAUUACGAUGACGUGGUCGCUGCUGGAUGGCAAGCGACCCAGGUUUCUACAAUCAGUUUGACGAACUUCCUGGGACGAAUAUUUAUCGGCCUGGUAUCCGACUUCGCGAAGAACAAAUUCAAUAUGCCUCGCUCUUAUUGCCUUGUCAUCGUUGCCACAUUUUUCUUCGUUUCGCAGCUGGCGACUGCCAAUAUCGAUCGCAUCGCACAUUUAUGGAUAGCGAGUGCAUUGUUGGGUCUGGCGCAUGGCAGCGUCUUCUCGCUAUUUCCUACUGUAUGCCUCGAAUGGUUUGGAAUGCCUCACUUUUCCGAAAAUUGGGGAUAUCUCUCCAUGUCGCCCAUGGUUGCUGGGAAUCUCUUCUCCUUGUUCUUCGGGAGAAAUCUAGAUGCUCAUGAGAACGCCGCAAAGCAUAAAGCUACUCCUCUCAAGCCAGGCAAAGUGUCCGCUCCUCCUCAAUGUCUACAGGGACUGGAGUGCUACGUCACCACGAUAUAUUUGACGAUGGCCGCGACAUUAUUGUCUAUUCUCCUCAGCGUCCUUGCCGCCUACAGGGAUAAGAAGAAGAUAGAUGCGGCUAAGAGGAAGAGAGUCGCAAGUGCUCGGGCAGAAGUCUUUUGGGAGGCUGAUGAAAGAGGGAUAUGA